AUGACUACAAUUUUACAGUAUCUUCAUAACCCAGAAGAAUAUUUCAAAGAAAUUGCAGAGACACGCCAAGAUAACCAUCCAGAGUUUCCUAAAAUGAGUUGUGAUGAAAUGAUUACGUCAAUUACUGAACUUAUUCAUCGAUUGAAAGAACAGACUCUCAACUCUCUACAAAACAGGAGUGCGAUGAGCUCACCCGCUGCCGCUUAUGCUUCUGGUGAAAAGGAAACAAGUGAAGAUGACACAGGUACUAAUAGCAGUACUUCAUCAGUGAUGGGGAAGGAACUUAAUAAAUCAAUAGAAAAAUCUAUGACCAAAAAGCAAAACAGAUCCCAGAUCGGCGAGGAAGAAGAAGAUAACAUUCAAACAUUAAUUCGAAUUGAAAUGACAUUGUAUGAAAAUGGAGGUACGGGAGGUAGGUUUUCGAUGCAGCUUACAAUUAAUUCUUAA
Messenger RNA from Parnassius apollo (apollo), 447 nucleotides. The record is from the annotation of a GenBank genome assembly. Lineage: Eukaryota; Metazoa; Arthropoda; Insecta; Lepidoptera; Papilionidae.